Empidonax traillii (willow flycatcher) is the source of this 1172-nucleotide messenger RNA. RefSeq names its product E3 ubiquitin-protein ligase RNF182-like. Bases 111 to 836 code for a protein of 241 amino acids. The record is from RefSeq and is a predicted model, not a curated record. The transcript has a single exon. NCBI's taxonomy places the organism in Eukaryota, Metazoa, Chordata, Aves, Passeriformes, Tyrannidae.
CAGUGGGGCUGGGAACCCACCCGUGGGAGCCAUCAGGCCCAGGACCUGCCUCCAGCCCUGGCUGACAUCUUCCCGCAGCCCAGGCAGCCCCCAGCACCCCUCCAGGAGCCAUGGCCCAGCCAGGCAGCGAGCCGGGGUCCCCGCCGGUGGCACCCACAUCCCCCGAGCUGGAGUGCCAGAUCUGCUACAGCCGCUUCGACGCCCGCACCCGCAGGCCCAAACUGCUCCACUGUGGCCAUCGCGUCUGCACCCGCUGCCUGCGCAGGAUGGUGUCUCCGGGGGACGCAUCAACCCCCCAGCUUCGCUGUCCCUUCUGCCGCCAGCACAGCCCGGUGCCCGGCGGGGACGUGCAGCAGCUGCAGGAUGAUGGUGAGGCCCUGGCGCUGCUGACAGGCCGCGAACGGGCCAAGAAGCGAGGUCCCCCCCGAUCCCCUGAGGUCCUCCUUUGCCCUGGCGUGCUGGAGCCCGCCCCCAGCCCCGACUGCCUGGUUGUCACCAUCCUGGAGGUGCCGGAGGACGUGACCCCGCCGGAGAGCCUGGGCAGGCUGGAGGUGGUGCGGCUGUACCGCUCCACCAGCCUGGGUGCACUGCCCUGCCACAGCCCUGGGCAGAAGUGCCGCUCCUGGGGGUGGCGAGCCGUCCCCCGCUUCAUCCUGGGCGUCCUCUGCCUCCUUUACUUCAGCUCCCUGCCCUUCGGCAUCUACCUCCUGCUCAUUGAGCACCACAGCCUGGGCAUCAUCCUGGUCAGCCUCGUGCCCUCCACCCUCCUACUCUGCAUUGUCUACAGCCUCUGCCAGUGCCUAUGCCUGGAGGUCUUUGGGUUCCCCCACUCCUGACCCUGCCAGGCCAACCCCUGUACCUGUGUUGAGGAGGGUUUGGGUUCCUUGGAGUGUCUUCCCUCGGGGUACAGGUGUUCCCUGAUCCACAGCAUGCUCUGCCUGGACCAUGGGGAGAAGCUCAGUGCCUGGUGCCUUCCUGUGCAGAACAGCACUGGAAUUUCCAUGUGGGAGCCCACACCUGAGUGGCUGCAGGAGCUCAUUUCAACCUACAAGUGGCUGGGCUGGACCCUCAGCUCCUCAUCCUCCUCCUCCACAGCGGACAAAGGGCAGGAGCUGGGCUGAGAGCAGAGCAGCAGCCGAGAGACUGAUCUCAGCUGAGGCAGGGUGAGUGCU